CAAAAUUUCAAUUCAACUCCCAAAAAGCUUCCUUCAUCUUUCCUGCCUGCCUGCUUCUCUUUAUCUUUGAUUCCUCAUCGAACUUGCAAACAAAAAAGCUGCCCUUCAAUCCUUUUAAAUCUUUCACCAAUUUCUUCACUUCUUUUCCUCAUCUCAUCUCCAUGUCCAUGUAUCCCACUUGCACAUCUAAAGAUUUCAACUAUGGGUUCUGUUUCUGUUCACCAUUUCUACAGAUGAUAAUUCUUGCUAAACAAUGUUAGCUGAUUCUUCCAGAUCCCAACCAGAUCUUGAAACUUUCUGAUCCAACCCAACAACAACUGAUCAUAUAAGUAUUAAUAGCUCCGGUGAGUCCACAGGCUUGUGCCCUAAUUUUUGGGGAUCCCUUUUUUACCCUAGUUCUGUAGUUCUACCUUGAUCUGUACAUCUGGGAUUUUUGCCAAUUUAGUUUACUUUUGUGCAUCUGCUUCUUGGAGAUAAAGGGGAGUUCUUUCUAGUUCAUGUCUGGAAAGAAAGAGCUUGUGUAUGCAGCAGGGCAUCACCGAUGAACAAAUGGCUAUCACAGCACUUAAUUAUCCCUAAAUCAGUUGGGCUGAUGAUUGGUUUUCUAUGUGUUGCAUUGUGAAUUUGUGAUUGUGAGUGUGUUUGUUAACAGGCUAACUUAACUUGAAACAAAGGUUGCUAUUUGUGGCUUUUGAUGAUGAUAAAGAACAUUCUAACCCGGCUGCCCAAGAAGCAGUCGAAGAUUGUGGAUAUAAAGGACGGAGGGUCCUCGAAUUAUGCUUCGACAAAUGCAAGAAGCAACUAUGCAUCUGUUCCCGCGAAUUCGAGCAACGGAAACAGAUUGCACGAUUCGGCGAAUCCACAGCUGAAUGGAUACGAGGCACUUCCUAGCUUUAGAGAUGUUCCUAAUGCCGAGAAGCAGAAUUUGUUUGUCAAGAAGUUGAAUUUAUGUUGUGUGAUGUUUGAUUUCACUGACCCUACGAAGAGUUUGAAAGAAAAAGACAUCAAGAGGCAGACGCUAAUCGAGCUUGUUGACUAUCUUGCUUCGGCAAAUGGGAAAUUCCCGGAAACUGUCAUGCAAGAGAUCGUAAGAAUGGUAUCAACAAACUUAUUCCGUACGCUCUGCACUCAGCCUCGCGAAAACAAAGCCUUAGAAGCCUUUGAUUUGGAAGAAGAGGAGCCAUUGAUGGAUCCAAUGUGGCCCCAUUUGCAAGUUGUCUAUGAAUUUUUUCUCCGGUUUGUGGCUUCGCCGGAGACGGAUGCCAAGCUGGCAAAGCGUUACAUUGACCACCAAUUCGUUCUAAGGUUACUGGAUCUAUUUGACUCGGAGGAUCCUAGAGAGAGGGACUAUUUAAAGACUGUCCUGCACCGGAUAUACGGUAAGUUCAUGGUUCAUCGGCCGUAUAUUAGGAAAGCUAUCAACAACAUAUUCUACCGCUUUGUUUUCGAGACGGAGAAGCAUAAUGGGAUAGCAGAGCUGUUAGAAAUCUUGGGAAGCAUUAUAAAUGGAUUUGCAUUGCCCUUGAAAGAAGAGCACAAACUUUUUCUUGUUAGAGCACUCAUUCCACUUCACAAGCCGAAAUGCAUUCCUAUGUAUCAUCAGCAGCUGUCUUAUUGCAUAGCGCAGUUUGUCGAGAAGGACUGCAAACUCGCUGAUACUGUCAUUAGAGGGCUACUCAAGUACUGGCCGGUCACAAAUAGUUCGAAGGAAGUCAUGUUCUUGGGUGAGCUAGAAGAAGUGCUGGAAGCAACUCAGCCUCCUGAGUUUCAAAGGUCUAUGGUUCCUUUGUUCCGCCAAAUUGGUCGCUGCUUGAGCAGUUCACAUUUUCAGGUGGCAGAAAGGGCGCUGUUUCUGUGGAACAACGAUCAUAUUGAGAAUUUGAUCAAACAAAACUGUAAAGUUAUACUGCCGAUCAUCUUCCCUGCCUUGGAGAAGAAUGCUAGAAGCCACUGGAAUCAAGCAGUGCAGAGCUUGACACUGAAUGUUCGUAAAAUCUUCUCCGAAGUAGAUCCUGAUCUCUUUGAGGAGUGUUUGAUCAAGUACCAAGAACAUGAAGCUCAGGAAGCAGAAAUUCAGAUGAAACGGGAAGCGAAAUGGAAAUGCCUGGAGGAAAUAGCCGCAAGGAAAGUUGCAAGCAACGAGCCUGUGCUUGUUUCCCCCAGGACAGGUACCAAAACGCCGUCUGGCUGAAGGUGGAUAAGGGCUUCUGUAUUUUUUGCUUACAACUUGCUAUUGUAUUGCUGACCACUGAUGAGAUUCUAGUGGGACUGCAUAUAUAUUAUUUCUUUGAUUGCUUACCCUACUUAUGCUUGGGAGGAGAGUGAAGGAUAAGGAACGAUGUUUGCUCAUAGAGGACCAAAGGAAAAGGGCCUAAUUUGUUUUGAUUAUAAGCAGUAGUAACUGUAUAUAGAGGAGAGAAUCAGAGAAUUGGGUUGGCCAACUACAGGGAGGUUUUAGAAUCUUUGUUUGAAGUUUAAUCUGAUGGCGAAUUGCCCUGGAAUCUCCUAAACUAAAAGAAUGAUGAAUAUGUUGAAAUUAAGCUGUUAUAUAUGUAUUGUUCCUUUUAACUGUUA
Andrographis paniculata is the source of this 2574-nucleotide messenger RNA. RefSeq names its product serine/threonine protein phosphatase 2A 57 kDa regulatory subunit B' theta isoform-like. The record is from RefSeq and is a predicted model, not a curated record. Gene Ontology annotation, biological process: signal transduction. Gene Ontology annotation, cellular component: protein phosphatase type 2A complex. NCBI's taxonomy places the organism in Eukaryota, Viridiplantae, Streptophyta, Magnoliopsida, Lamiales, Acanthaceae. Bases 695 to 2191 code for a protein of 498 amino acids. The transcript has 2 exons. Gene Ontology annotation, molecular function: protein phosphatase regulator activity.